Molecule: messenger RNA, 869 nt
Organism: Paecilomyces variotii
Lineage: Eukaryota; Fungi; Ascomycota; Eurotiomycetes; Eurotiales; Thermoascaceae
Product: putative L-PSP endoribonuclease family protein
Exons: 5
Coding region: 188-568 (126 amino acids)
Cellular component (GO): mitochondrion; cytosol
Molecular function (GO): deaminase activity
Source: RefSeq, a predicted model, not a curated record
CAUGUCCUCUGUUGUCAUCAUUUACCUAGCAUCCCAGUAGUACUCUGAAAUACUUCUUUCUUCUACCCCUCGGCGGGGUUGACGGGCAAGUUUUCCGCCUCCGAACGCGGGCCAAAGCGGGAAAGUCCACUCUCUGUCUGCACCUCUCCGAUCUGCGUCUUCGCCCCUCUCGACUUCCACCAAAGCAAUGGCUGCUGAAAUGACCCCUGUUUUCACCAAGGAUGCCUGCCCUCCUGCGGGACCUUACUCCCAGGCCAUAAAGGCCAACGGCCAGGUCUUCGUCUCUGGCCAGAUCCCCGCUGACGCCUCUGGAAACCUGGUCGAGGGCACUAUCGGCGAGAAGACCGAGGUGUGCUGCAAGAACAUCGCUGCCGUUCUUGAAGCUGCCGGUUCGAGCAUUUCGAAGAUUGUUAAGAUUAAUGUCUUCCUGACUGAUAUGGCCAACUUCGCUGAGAUGAACGCCACGUACGAAAAGUACUUCACUCACAAGCCCGCUCGUAGCUGUGUUGCUGUUGCGCAGCUGCCGAAGGGUGUGCCUGUUGAGAUUGAGGCUAUUGCUCUGCAGUAGAUGGAUAGCAAACCUCUCCUUAAUGGUCAGUUAGUUAGUUAGGGAGGGAGGGAGAACUCCCGUUUUAACUAUACUAUACUAUGCUUAUAUAAAAUAUGAAUGAAAUGAAGAAUCUUGAUAUGAAUUGAAAAUAUGUUGUUUGGGUUGGUUAUAUAGGUUAAAUAAAACUACGAGAGAGAGAUUCGUCUCGUUGCUGUUACGUACUUGCAUUCUAUUUUGGCUGAACUAACUUAAGUAUAUAAGAUACUGUGCAUGCAAAAGCGUUGGGUUUAGCCUGCAGGGACUACAAGACUAUGUACAG